UAAAUUCAUAGUUAGUAAAUUGUACAUGUUCAACGAGCUGGAUAAACACAUAAGCAGAGUAAAUCUUUACACUUUCUUGUUAUCUCUUAUAAAAAGUGUCAGUGUCUGUUUGAGGCAUGACAAAUUUCGUAUGUGUAAAUGUAUUUGGAAAAUCGAGAUUGAUCUAGUUUUUUGAAAAUAAAUACAAAUUUUGAAAAUGUGGAGCGUUGCCAAUUCAACGGUGGCCUUCUUGUUCAGUUCGUUUGGUUUUUUCUCCCAAUCGCCAGAUCUCAUUGCUCAAACGUCCUUUGGACAGCUGGAAGGCGUCGCCUCGCAGUCGAGGACAGGACGCGCAGUCUUCGAGUUUCUGGGCGUGCCUUACGCCCACCCGCCCGUCGGUUCUCUCCGCUUUAAGCCUCCUGUUCUUUGGAAUGAAUCCUGGGAAGGCGUUCGAGAUGCUACGAGUGAUACGCCCAGGUGUGUCCAGUAUCACUUGAUUGCGAGACAUUUCAGUGGCAGUGAGGACUGUUUGUUUCUUUUUCUUUAUACACACAAGUUUCAAAAAGUUGGUGAAGACCCGAUUCCUGCGACGGAGUUGAAACCUGUCGUAGUUUACAUUCAUGGAGGUCUCUUCAUGCAAGGGUCGGGUUUAUUUUAUAAAGGGAAAUAUUUCCUGGACGAGGAUGUAGUUUUCGUUAGUAUGCAAUACAGAGUUGGAGCAUUGGGAUUUUUGAACUUGGAAACUGACGACGUUCCUGGAAAUGUUGGUCUUAUGGACCAAGUUGCAGCUCUUAAAUGGAUUCAGGAAAACAUACACUAUUUUGGAGGCGAUCCAAACUUGGUGACAAUAAUGGGAGAGUCUGCUGGCUCUACGGCAGUUCAUUUACACAUUUUAUCUCCAAUGUCCCGAGGUUUGUUCCAUCGAGCAAUUAGUCAGUCUGGGACAGCACUUGUUUCCUGGGCUGUGAGAGAUCAUCCUGUGGAACAAGCCAAAUAUUUUGCUGACAGACUUGGAUGUCCAACUGACACUGCUCAAAACAUUUCGAAUUGUCUAAGAAAUAUGGAUGCUACUGUGAUAGGUCGUGCGCACAUGGAAGCUGCUACAAUUUUGCAUCACCGUUAUUCUCUAUUUGGUCCAACUAUUGAAUCUCGGUCAGAGUCAGCAAUACCUAAAUUCUUGCCUGACAGACCAGACAAAAUAAUCAAGGCUGGACAUAUCGCAAAGGUUCCUUGGAUAUGCGGAGCAAAUUCAGAGGAGGGUCUUUUAUACGCAGCACCAAUGGUCCUAAAUAAAACUGCAAGACGAGAAAUAAAUGAGAACUGGUCGCAUUGGAUGCCAAUUACAUUCCGAUUCGUAGAUGAACCGAACAAGGAAGAAAUUUCUAACAAAAUUCGUGAAUUUUACUUUGGAAAUGUAUCAACGGAAAUCAAUAAGACAAAUUUAAGAAAAUUAAUAACCUUUGUGACGGAUCGAUCUUUCAUGGAGGGAUUGCAUCACACGCUAAACCUUCACAAGGGACAGCAUCCUGUGUAUCCGUACCUUUACUCGUAUCGAGGUCAAUUUAGUUUUGGCCGGAUAAUGCUGGGCAUGACGUUCAAUGUUCCAAUAAUGGUGGACUUCCUUUACAGUCAAAGCAAGAGGUGGGUGAAAACAAAAGUAUUUCGGAGAGAAGAAGAGCAUUUUGGAACAACUCAUGGUGACGAAUUACCCCUGUUCUUCAACCUACCCUUACAAGAUAUCGCGAAAAAGGAACAUCCAGACUAUAUAUUGUCCACAACUCUAGUCAAAUCUUGGGCAGAAUUUGCGAGAGACGGAGUUCCGCCCUUAAUGAAUGGAGAAGUUUGGCAAGAUCUAAGUGCAGAGAACACUAUUGACGGAUCUGCGAAAAGUCCAGCUCUACAAUUCUUGAAAAUAGAUAAAGAAUUUGAAACUAUUGACGAACCCUUUCAAGCAAGGGCAGAGUUUUGGGAGUCGUUAAAGAUUUAUCCUGAGAGGGAAUACUAUCAAUAGAUCAUUGGUACAAAUUAUAAGCAAAAUUUCAAAUUAAAUUACAAAACCAAAGUUUAAAUUGGAAUUUGGCUAUUAUCGAAACAUACAAAACUUUAUUUAUGCUUCGAUAACUGCAUAUACACUCAGCGCAUAUGAAUAACACUGUGAAUUACAAUAUUGCAGCCAAGAAUGUAAAUAAAAUGAUCAUAAAAUUUGUUGGCGUAA
This is a messenger RNA of Folsomia candida, 2194 nucleotides long. Its product is annotated as esterase FE4. The record is from RefSeq and is a predicted model, not a curated record. The coding region runs from base 197 to 1990 and encodes 597 amino acids. The transcript is spliced from 13 exons. Lineage: Eukaryota; Metazoa; Arthropoda; Collembola; Entomobryomorpha; Isotomidae.